AUGAUUGACGCCCUGUUGAGGUAUUGCCUGACCGAAAUUGCGUACGAGGGCGAACUAGGUGCGUACUCACUCGUAUUUCCAUCCGUCACGGCGUCCCAGACAAACAGCCACCACCGCACGUCGAUUGUUCGAAUCCUGCAGACGGCACAAAGUCCAGACGACUUUUCCCUCCUUCACCUACAUCGCCAUUACCGUCGCAGAGCCGAUUCUGACAAUUAUGCCGGUUCAGGAUGCACCUUUGAACGUCUGAAAGAGUUGAUUGCUGGUUAUGCGCAACAGCAGACCGCCAACACUCGCGCAACGCAUUCAACGGCUUAUGGGGAAGGCGAACCGGCAAAGAAGCCGAAUAUCGACAAUGCGUAUUGUGAAUAUGUUUAUUCGCGCAUCGUUUCACGUGCGGAUAUCAUCGUUGGUACCGUUCCGCCAGGCACUCCACCGGUUUGGAUUGCGCCGCCCGUCAAUAAGCGUGCACGAGGAGAGAGGCCUCCUCCACUUUCUCUAACACCCAUUGAGGAUGCUAAAAUGCAUUCAAUGACCGAAAUGAUACGUCAACACGGCCCAGGGCUUAGAAUUGCCGCCACAACAACUGUUUGUUUCGUCGCACUCACAGGCUCUCAUACGAGGCCUUCGAAACUCAGCGACGUGGUGUACACGGUGCUCCAGAUUAUCGUUAGAAGCCGUGAAGCAGGCAUAGCGAUCAAAGACCUCGGAUCAAUCACAAAGUAUGAUCCAAAAUCGAUAUACUAUCAAAUACAGGCUCUCGAAGCCAUGGAUCUGAUUGUCAAGGUAUCCAAAGGUCCCAACCUCAACUGGGCCGUCUUCAAGCACUUCUAUGAUCGGAGUGAAUUCUGGCAGAAAUUACGAUCGGGAGUUGGAAAGGCAGCAAAAUCAACAGCAUCUACCAAAGACGCGGACGCCGAAAUAUCCAACGAAUUGCUGCCAAACAUUUCUCUUCUCCGGCGCCAAGUUUUGUCUGUCGUCGCGAAGUCUAAAAAUCAGAUUCAUCAGAAGAACAAUCUGAUUGUGGCCGCUGGCUAUUCCAAACCUGAAAGAUCUCAGCGACGAUUCUUCACAGCUCGCGUCAAUGAUAUGAUCGAGGAGGGUCUCCUGGACAAAGUAGCGGUUCCGAGUGCAAAUGGAAACGUCAUUUGUUUGCAAUUGACGGAGAAAGGAGGGACUACACUCGCUGAAUUAGAAGGUACUCGUAGUGUAGCGAAAGUGGCCGAGGAGGACAACGAGAUGGAAGAACUCGAGUUUCAUGACGAGGACAUUGAGUGGAAAGAUGAGAAUCGCUUUGAACGUGGUAUGGGAUUGCAGCGUCAGCUCAUCGCCUGUCUCGAGAAGGAACCAGAAGGCUUGACUAUCAAGGAACUGUCAUCAAGACUUAGCCAAUUCGAUACGCGAACUAUCGAACAAGUCCUUACGCGCCUUUGCAGCCGUAUUCCUCCUCGCCAUCUCGUCGACCUUCAUCCCGUGACCACCAUGGAGACACUUGGGAAGAUACGGAGGCAGAGAUAUUUCACCCUUCUUCAUUACCAAAAGUCUCUGCAAAACCAGGGCUUGACAGACGAACGAUACGACUGGGUGGAUAUGAAGGACGUCGGGGAUUUUGCCCCUGUUGACGAAAAGGAGUUUUGGACUUCAAAAAGCGAUCUUUACAAGUUCAUCGACGAAUUCCAAAUCUCUCGAGGAAGGCGGCCCCCCACUGUUCCGGGCACAUAUUCGGCUAGUAGACUCAAGAAGUUGAAGAAUCCUAUCGUCAACGGGGUGGUAAAGAGGGGGAGGCCGCGGAAAGAGUGGACAUUGAACAAGGACAAUCCUCCACCACAAGAUGCGAGUGCUGGGAAUCCUCUUCCAGCUGAAGGGUUGCCUUCCAAGGGGAAAGGUGAUGCUAUAAACGGCCAGGAAGCGGUGGCUCUACCGCCUGGUGGACCCACAGACACUAGGAUUUCGUCCCAGUCAACCUCGCUCACGCUAAAUACCCCAGCUCAUUUAGCCACCUCUGAUCUUUCUAUACCGACUGGGUCAGGACUACAACCAUCUGCUGUCGAUGUUAACACUCCGGACAACACGUCUCCAAAGAAAAAGCGCAGUGUGUCCUCCAGCAAACCUAGCGACCCGAAGUCCCCUACCAAGAAGAGCAAGAAACGUUCUGCAGAAGAAGCACCGGGCACCGAGCCGGCCAAGAAGAAGCGAAAGACUACGAAAACGAAAGAUGGUCAACCUAUUGCCCCUGUGGUCCAAGGUGUUCCGCCGGAAUCUACUGUGGUAGUUCAGGAUGCCCCACAAGAAAUCGUCUUCCAAGUGACGCUUCCUCAAGAAGCGGCUGAGCCAAAUGAAGGAGGUCGACUUUCCCCGGUUAUGCCAUCAUCACCAACAACCGCGCGUGUAUCGGCGAAGCGACGACAAAAACUCCCAAAACCAAAGGCCACAAAUGUCAGCGCGCUCCGCCGUAAUCAGCAGCUUUUGGAGGUCUUGCGUGAAAAUGGGGGGAUCUUACAGGUCAACCAUGAGCUCUCCGUUCUCCUACAGGAGCAUAGCAAGAAGCUCGCCGAGCAAGGAUUCCAGGGUGGGCAGGAUGCAAACUACAUGUCCGACAAGAAGACCAUCUCCCGCUCGGUGGAGAUGCUGGAAGAAACCGGAGAAAUCAAAGUUAUCCGAACGGCCAUCGUGGACCCUGGCCGCAAGAGCUCCCUCCAGCAACCCACGAUUGUUAUCCACUUCCCUGAUCUGGACGCCGAUACUAUCAAGCAGUAUCUGGCUGGUAUUCAAAAGCAAUAUAAACCGAUUCACCUGUACAAGGAGACCAGAGUCAUCGAGGAAGAAAUCGAGUUUUCCCGAGGGCCCAAGCGGGAUCUUCCCAAAAAGCCGCAAGCAAAGACUGGCCCCAUGGAUCUCGCCAAGGUCGUUGGUCCCCGGCACAAGUUUCUGGCGGACCGUCAAACUGUCGCCCAGCUGUUUGGCUUUCUCCUCGGGAAAAGUCGUCGUGCCCAGGAGCUAUAUCUCUUCACUCUCAACGACAUCCUCUCAGCAAACCCGUCCCCUUCUGUGCUAUCUGUGGAAGAACGGAUAGUCUGCGCCAAUUACUGGACGGAGGAUUUUCCUUUGGGAUCAUUCUGCGCCAUCAUUCCCGCGCACAGUUAUAUUUCCUAUCUGGAAUAUGCGCAAGGAGAUCCUGAGGCACUGAACCAGCCGCUGAAGAGCCUCGAACUCCGACUCCAACGUGCUCUGAAAGUCAAGCAUGCGACCACAAGGAGUCGGUUGUUCGAACUGCUCAACACUCUUACGGAGCUUGGACUUGUGACUCCAUUAGAGGCAGUGGAAGAUGGUUCCGGCUCCAAGGAGGAAAGGCCUCAUCAAUUUGUGCCGAUGAACAUGCCUACGGCGCCAAACUCUGAUCUACCUCGCUACUGGAAAUUCAAUACCAUUGUUCCUCUCUGGAUCAUCUCCCUAGGCUGCUUCAACUCUGCGGAGGUUGAGGAGCCACCUCCAUUGCACAAAUACUUUCCAAUCCCAGAUGUCCCCUCGGCAGUUUCCUACUGGUCACUCCUGAAUCGCUUCUGUCAUCGUCGCGGUGAUAUUGCAAGCCUUCAGCAAAUGAUAUCGACCACGCAGUCCGCAAUAUGCGCCAUAGGUCCCAGUGUCAUGACUUCGCUCUUCAACCCAAGAAGUUGGAUAUCCACUUAUUGCCUAUCCAAACUUCAAGUAGAUUAUCUCAAAGACAUGAUUGACAUCACCACUCUGACCACGCCUCUCGACGAUCCAACCUCCGAGCGUUUGAUGCAAGCUGCUUAUAUUACUUGCGCUCCGCAACAAGUGGUCUACGAGUUUUUCACGAGCCAUGCAGAGAAACUUGCCUCUGUGGUCAAGAGAAUGGAGAGUCGCAAGGGCAAGUCAGCUGCCGAAACGGAAGCUGAAUUACGCAGGCGAGCCGUCGAAAAGGCAGAAAGACACCUAAUCAGUGUCGAAGAACGAUGGGAGGAGCUACUAGACUCGGUAUUUGACUACGAAAUAUCUCAAGAAGCCGAAGAACAGUUGAGGCUAUUGCGAAGUCGGUUCAUCACUGUCGGAGGCCUUGUGGAUGAGGAAAAAGUCAAGGGACUGAUCGCAAACAUCGUCCGCGAUCCCGUUGAUGUCGCCCGGAAGAGGAACAAGCGCAUGGUCCCGCGAGCGCAGGUUGUUCUUGGGGCCGUACCUAUGGAACAUCUGGAAGAUGCGAUGCCAAGCGCAAUCGCCCAACAGAGCUCUACUACGGAACCGAAUGUAGUCAAUAAUCGUUUGCCGGAUGCCCCCAUUUCGACCAAAACAUACCCUCCACUACCUCCAUUAGUGUCGCGCCCUGGAGAUAGAACUGUUGCACAGAUCAUUGCAAGUAUGGGGACCCCACUCGAAUCAUCACCCAAAAAACGAUUGCGCAAAGCGGGAAAUGACGUCGAAGCUCAAGGUCCAAAGAAAACCUAUCGGCGGAGAAGAUUCGUAUGGAACGAAGAAUAUGACGACUUGCUGAAGGACGCUGCAGCAAUUAUCAGGGCACGAUCCCGCGGACGAAGUAGAGCAAUGACAUGGAAAACAGUAACUCCAGCAUUUCCUACCAUGAGCGAAAACGGGACGAGGCUACGCUUUGCCAAGUAUCUCUCCCAACCUGGCGCUGCUGCGUAUCUCGAUCGGCUGGAGCAGGCCUGGUUUACUCUCUGGCAAACUCACAAAGGCCGACCUGAACUGCCUGACGAGGAUCCUUCGAAGCCAGAAGGAUGUGAUAUCCUAGUCCACAUCCAGUUCUUACGCCACUAUCUGGAUAAACGAAAUCUUCAAGAGUCUGUGCCGGUUACAGAAGGCACCGUAGCCCCAGUAUCUGAAGUCAUUCCGUUAACUGUCGACCAGCUGCGCCGCCAUUAUCGCACUAUCGAGAAGGAGGAUUCUGAUUUCGAUCAAUGCAUCUCCAAUUAUUGGGGUGACGCGUCAAAUUAUUACUCGGAACGUAACAACUCUAUCGCCUCUGUGUGCUUCAGCGAACAGCAGCCACCCCGGAACUCGGGCAUUCCUCUAUCCCAGGCAGUGGCUCAGAACGUCAUACAGAUGAUCGUGGCGACUGAGCCAGAAGACUACACCGAAGAAGUCGCCACCGCGCUUCUCAUACCAUUCGGUGACGCCAGGAUAAAGGCCGCUACUGAAACCCUGUCUAAACGAGGCUCCAUCUCAAAGGUGGCCAAGAACAAGGCUAGCAAGUCGUAUCGCAUGUCGGAGGCUAACACGGAAGAGCUCACUGGAAAGUUCUCCCAACAACGAUGUGAAGAUGCUGCCGCGGUUGAAACAGUCUAUGAAGAGGAGCCCGAUGACUGGAGAAUCUGGCCCAUGGCUCCAAGCGAAGGAGAGAUGGCCGCAUUGCUGCAACGUGUAUCAAGACACCAGGUUGACUUCAAAUGGGAGCUGCCCGACCUCGAGUUACUCGACAACGUAGCCCAGGCCGCGAAUAGGAAACUUUUGGAGGAGAACUUUGAGACCGAGAUCGCGGUCUGUUUUGACUUCAAUGAGGCCCCGGAGGCCAAGUCGCGCGAUGCAAGCGCAGAUGUGGAUCCUCCUGAAGGUCAAACGAGCGAUAAACCACACCAUAAACAGUCAAAUGUAGAUGUUGCACACCAUGGCGUGUCGGAUGCGGGAGAGACUGCGGCUUGCAUGCUCACUCAGCCAUCUGGAGCCCUCGUGAACUGUGCCGGGUGUCUCUCGAUGUCACAGAGGAUGGCUUGCGUGAAUUUGCCACAGACUCAAGCCGAACAUCUGGUGGCCCUUGUGCAAGCUCUCAAGAAAGCAGGUGAGAAUGGCUUGCCAGCAGCAGAUGUUUGGUCUUUGCCAUCAUCGGAAGUCACAGUACCUGCCAUGAUGAGUUCGCUACCUCCCUUGGCUUUCUGGUCUGGGUACUCGGAGUCGCGAUUUAUUUCGUCACAUUAUCUCUCUAGCUACGCAAUCUGGCUUUCUGAAGAAACAACAGAAGCUGUACAAUUCAAUACCAAGCGACUCGUCAUGCCCAGGCGGUGGAUCGACUUGCGAGGCAGGAUGGUCAUUUCCACAUGGAAGUCUUGUGUCAGGGCAGUGGUUGGCCUGAUCCUUCUCCGACCAUUGGUGGAUCAACCCCGCAUAGUCGAAAAUUUUGUUCAUGUAUACGAUCGACUAGACAUUGUCGCCGCCUUGCGCCAUCUAGAGGACAAUGAAAUUGUCGACAGGACUCAUUCUCAGACCCUGUCUCUUGGCCCACACAGGGUGGGCGAAAUGACGGUUGAGGAAGAGAGAGUCACAUUUUGGAGGUUGACGAAGAAGCUUGAUUGGGCACUACUUUUGGUCUCCGGCGAAAGAGAGGUCGCUGAUGGGAACUCUUGCGAGCUGCGCUUGCUGAGGAAAACCUAUACCCGGCAGCUUCACGUUGAUUCUGUCCCGAUAUUAUUCUCCCUCAAAGCUCUUGAUGCCCAGUUUCCUUCGGUCACUCAUUUGAUUCUUACUCGGAUUCGGAUCUCUCAAAAGCUGGAAAGCGCAAUUCAUUCAAAUCAUUCUGUUAUAAUGCAAUCCGUCACUCACCUGUCGAUUGAGGUGACCCCUCAGAACGAGAGCGGACUCGCGGUUCUACUCAGACUCUUCUCCAAAAUCACGUCCUUGGCACUUGUCAGCGAUCCAGAACUUUACAAGAUGAAUGCAGAGACCCUUCUUCUUUUCCCGCCGCUACCUCACCUCAAGACAUUGUAUCGACCAUCCAUCAAGAGAAUGAACCUGAGUUUCACGACCCAGGGCUUUUCGUACACUCCGCACCACCAUACGUCGCCCGAGUAUAAUCAACAUUGCCAACCGUGCACACUCUGGCUGUCUCGUAUAGAAGCAGCGGAACAAAUUGGCGUGACGCACCUUGCUUGGCAGUUCCCAUCGCUCGAGGAAGUGUUGAUCCAUCGACUAGUCCUUGAAGACGCUUCGCCUGUCGCGCUACGGUCUCUUUAUCCUCAGCGCGAGGAUGAUGAUUGGGUGGAUUACGCCCGAGGUUUGCCAGAUGUUGCUAUUUGGCUUAUCCAGGACAUGAAUGUCGAAGGUGACGAUAACCAACCGCCAGCUGUGUGUCGUCCAGUGGAGUGCGAUAAUAACAUGGUUCGGAAACCAUUUAAUGUCGUCCAUCCGGUAGUCAGGAAGGAAUCGAGACCGUGCAAAUUCUGGGAGCCAUCCUUUAUUGGCACCAGGAACAGACUUGGGAAUGAUUCACUAGGGUUCGCGGAGACGAGGAAUAUUGUGAAAAAGGAAAAUCCAGCCAGUCGACCCAUCAUUGGACCCUGGGAUCUCUAA
Messenger RNA from Serendipita indica DSM 11827, 7314 nucleotides. Lineage: Eukaryota; Fungi; Basidiomycota; Agaricomycetes; Sebacinales; Serendipitaceae. The record is from the annotation of a GenBank genome assembly.